This is a messenger RNA of Desarmillaria tabescens, 495 nucleotides long. RefSeq lists its product as uncharacterized. The transcript is spliced from 5 exons. The record is from RefSeq and is a predicted model, not a curated record. NCBI's taxonomy places the organism in Eukaryota, Fungi, Basidiomycota, Agaricomycetes, Agaricales, Physalacriaceae. Bases 1 to 495 code for a protein of 164 amino acids.
AUGGCAGGUCAGUGCGCCCUCGACGCUGAUGGAAACUUGAAAUCCCCUUCGAAAAUCAACUUUUAUCACGAUGUGGACGACGAUGUGCCAAUGGCAGGACCUGAAGCUGCCUCCAAGCCCCAAGCAUCAGAACCUCUUGGCCGUGGACAACGUACCGGAAAGGCAGGCCGGAUGAAAGACGCUCUUGAGGCUGAGAAGCUGGAUGAAUACGGGGUCUCCAUCAAGCCUGUAGUAUUGAUGUUGGUCAAGCACCGCCUACAUCUAGCUCAUACAGCUGUCAAUGAACUCUUAGAUAGUGCUGUCAAACUUUCUAAGAAUCUUGACGGUACGGUAUACGGACCAGCCGUCGCCCGUCACUGUACCGUGGCUAUACGGCCGUAUACCGUCGACGUCCUCAGUGAUAACCUCGGUCACCAAGGAUUUGGAACGCGAUUGAGCAUCUUUCCAAAGUCGCUCAUUCGGUUUCCGGCCAAUGAAAUCACCCUAUUGGAGUAG